AUGUCAUUAUUUUUCAGCAAGGAAGACGAUGUUAAAGGUAAAGUUGCCAUUAUCACUGGUGGAACCAAGAACUUAGGAGGUGGCGUUGCGAAGGAAUUGGCAAGAUUCGGAACAAAUCUCUUCCUUCAUUAUCAUUCCUCUAGUGAUAAGGAGAAGUCAGAGGCUUAUGCAAAAGAGCUUUCUAGCUCUUACGGUAUAAAAGUUUAUACUUAUGGGGGCGACUUAAAUACCGCAGACCAAUUAUCAGCACUUUUCAAGGAGGCUAAAAGUAAGUUUCCUAAUGGUGUUGAUAUUGCCAUUAACUGUAUUGGAAUGGUAUUGAAAAAACCAAUAGUUGAUAUUUCUCAAGCCGAGUUUGAAAAGAUGGAUCAAGUCAACAACAAAACAGCUUUUUUUUUCAUUCAAGAAGCUUCAAAGAAUUUGAAUGAGAAUGGUAAGAUCGUGACUGUUGUCACUUCGUUGUUGGCCGCUUAUACGCCAUUCUACUCUACCUAUCAAGGUACAAAGGCACCAGUGGAGUUCUAUUCCAAAUCUGCAUCUCAAGAGCUCAAGAGUAAGGCCAUUUCAGUGAACUGUGUCGCACCAGGCCCAAUGGAUACACCAUUCUUCUAUCCCCAAGAAAAGAAGGAUGACGUUGAAUUCUACAAGAGUGUUGUGAUGAAGAAUAAAUUGACCAAGAUUGAAGACAUUAUCCCUAUUAUCAGAUUUUUGGUUACUGAAGGGGGUUGGAUCACUGGUCAAACUAUUUUUGCUUCCGGAGGUUUUACCGCUCGUUGA
Molecule: messenger RNA, 777 nt
Organism: Priceomyces carsonii
Lineage: Eukaryota; Fungi; Ascomycota; Pichiomycetes; Serinales; Debaryomycetaceae
Gene: ADH4
Product: Adh4p
Exons: 1
Coding region: 1-777 (258 amino acids)
Source: RefSeq, a predicted model, not a curated record